Molecule: messenger RNA, 3315 nt
Organism: Mesorhabditis belari
Lineage: Eukaryota; Metazoa; Nematoda; Chromadorea; Rhabditida; Rhabditidae
Source: the annotation of a GenBank genome assembly
AUGAGGCCAUACAUAGUAUUAUUGCUGUACUUCAUAUCGGCCACUUUGGGUGAUGUGUUCAGUUGUGGUGGAUACAUCAGAGCUGCUGUGCCCAUCGAUUACUCAAAAAUUCAAGUGAAACUUUUUUCAUCGGAAGGGCAUCUAAAACAAGAGGAAGACGUGAAUGCACAGACUGGCUAUUAUAUGCUGCCUGUUUAUCAAAAAGGACACUACAGUCUACGGGUUUCCUCGCGAAACGGGUUUUAUUUUGAACCUGCCUCUUUUGAUCUGAAAAUCGAUGGUUCCACUGAUCCGUGUUCUCGAAAUGAAGACAUCAACUUCUCACUGACAGCAUUGGAGAUUAAAGGUGUUGUCGAGAGUGGUGCUGACACGGGACCGGCCGAUCUCGAAUUAAUCCUCUUGAAGAAUAAACAAGAAAUCGCUCGAACAACAACCACCGCCGGGGGACAUUAUUCAUUCAAAGCACCACCAGGCACUUAUGACGUAUCAACGGCUGCUGAAAGUUCAGUGUGCAUUUCGAGAGGAAAAACACAAGUUGUGCUAAAAAAUGAGCCAGUGCGCGUCGAGCCACCACUUAAAAUCUCUGGUUAUCCGGUUGAGAUCGAAAUCACAAAAGGCAAAGCACCGAUGGAGGGAGUCUCCUUGGAGCUCUAUUCAGCCACGAAACUUGAGCUGGAUGGCUGCAAACCGGUUUCCUCACUUCCAAACGGGGUGACAAACGCGAAAUUCGUUUGUCCUUUGCCGCAAACAAAUUCACGUGGACAGAGUUUUGUGAAAUGCAUUGUCCCUGGAAAUCACUUUAUCGUUCCCAACUAUCAAUCAAACGAUCUCAAAUUCCAAUUUUCUCCAUCAGUCAUCACUGCAAAUGUUCAAGACAAAAAGUUGAAGCUCUCAGCAAGAAUUGUCGGCUUUUCGGCGAAAGGACGAGUGCUGCGUGGAAACGAUGGAGUGGGUGGGGUAGAAGUCCUACGAGAUGGGCAAAUGCUAGCCACCACCGACUCACAAGGCUAUUAUUCUUUGGAGAAUCUCAAUGAGGGAACAAUUGAAUUGAGCGCUAGAGCUCCAAACACUGAAUUCGAAAAGCUCCGUGCUCAACUCAGCUUCUCGAAUGCUCGUCUACCGGACAUAAAACUCACUGGUUACGAAAUUUGCGGAAGUGUUGAGAAGACACCUGGUGGAUCGAGCUUUGAAGAUGUGACGAUCAAGGGAAAAAACGUGGAGAAGACUCUUUCUCCUAAAAAUGAUGGCACUUUUUGCCUCAUGUUUGCACCUGGAGAAUACACAAUUACUCCAACAUCCUCAAGUUCAUCAUUGACUCCUCGAAAGCUUGAAAUUGAUUUGAGAAAAGGACCUAGAAGCGAUUUGAAGUUUUUCCAUUUCAAGACGGACGUUGAUGUGCGAUUUGAUUGCAUUGGUUCUUGUGAAAAUCAUCAAGUCAAAUUGCUAUUGGGAGAUAACGUUCUUUACACUCAAUCUGGCAGUGAUUCUCUUGUACUGAAAGAAGUGCCACCUGGGAAAUAUAUUGUCCAAGUUGUCGAGACGGGAAAAGUUUGCUGGUCUUCGAGCAAGAUCCCACUUCAGGUCGAUCUCUCUCGUCCAUCGCCCGUUCAUUUCGAGCAAACCGGUUUCCAUGCUCAUGUGAAACUCAGCCAUUCAACUAGUCUGAAAUGGGCCCACACAACCCGAGCCGAUCUUCAAGGCGAAUUCGACGCAAAAGCGGGAAGAAAUGAUUUCUGUGUACCAGUGCAGGGAAAAUACACGAUCACUUUGCACUCAUGCAGAACGUUCGAUCGGCCAAGCUUUUCGAUUGAGGUUCCUUCUGAAAGUGGAAAUGAAGCGCAGGCUCUUGAUUCUAUCAUUAAAGGAACCGUUUCGGUAAAUGAACCAGCCGAGAUCACAAUUCAAGUGAACUCACCAUCAGGAAAGCGAAAUGUAAAAGUGGAGAAUGGAGGAUUUUCAUUCCGAGAACCGAUCUCAUCAACAGGUCAAAUCACUCUUGUCCCUCAAUCAUCCACGCAUCUCUUUGAACCAAUCUCUACCAAAAUCGAGUUCUCCGGCGAUUGCAUUCAGAAUGCUGCCAAUUUCCAAGCGCACAAAGGGAUUUUCGUUGAGGGCAAGAUCAGUCCGCCAGUCGAAGAUGUUUUGAUUACGGCUGAACACGUGAAAGACUCAUCGGUUCGAUUUGAGACAAAAACCGAUAAAAGAGGAGCAUACAAAGUUGGACCCGUUCGUCACGCUGAGGAUCUUUCAAUCACUGCUUUUCUUGAAGGAUAUUCGUUUACACCUGUAGAGGGAAAGAUUGGAGACAUGAAAAGUGUGCGUUUGAGUCGACUCACAGUCGUUGUUUCUGAGCUUGGAAAAGAGGGCUCUCGUCUCGAAGGUGUCCUUUUGAGUGUGGUCGGUGGAACGGAUUAUCGCAGUAACAGCAUGAUUGAAAACACGGGCACUAUCAAUUUCGUUGGAUUGGCUCCUGGAGACUACUAUGUGCGACCGAUUCUACAAGAGUUCAAAUUCGAACCCUCACAAACAAUGGCAAAAAUCACUGAAGGAGACCAUGUACACGUCGAGCUAAAAGGAAAAAGAGUUAACUGGAGCGCCUUUGGACGCGUGCGUGAGAUGAGCGGUGGUGCUGUGUCGGGAGCACUCGUCGAAGCACUUUCCUCUACUUGUGAUCAACACCAAUCCGAGGCAACCACACAACGAGAUGGAACUUUCCGUAUCCGGGGAUUAAAGCCAAACUGUGAAUAUAUUGUUUCAAUCAAGGGUGGAGAGGAUGGACGACCAGCCCCUCAUUGUUUUCCAUCACAAUUCAAGGUGUCAAUGACUGAGCAACAUGUGGAUGAACUUGAAAUGAUCGUCGCUCCAUCGGAUGAGGGUUUCGAGUUGUUGGCGGCGAUCGAUGUUACCGGAAUGGCCACUCCACCAAAAGCUGUCCGAUUGACGAUUCUACGAAACAGCGAAAUUGUGCAUUCCCAUAUUCUCACCGAGCCAAUUCGCUUGUUUGCUGUGUCAAAUCUAACUCGCGAUGGCUCAACAUAUUCUGUUCGCGUUGAACCAGAUCGACCACCCCGACUUUUCCAUCCAAAAGAAGUCUCUUUCACCGCGAAUACCCCAGUGAAAACAUUGACGAUUUCAUUGCUCGAAAGCCGAAAGCAGCACGAGGUUGAAUUGUCAUUUUCUUCAUUGCUUUCCUUGCCAUUCUUUGUGCUUCUUCUAUGGGUGGCUUUCAAUCAAAACAAGGUAAUCGAGUUGUUCCGUAUGGCAACAAAUCGACCGGGUAGCCCGUCAUCUCAAGCGUCAAAUAAGAAACGGUUA